Cylicocyclus nassatus is the source of this 1038-nucleotide messenger RNA. The record is from the annotation of a GenBank genome assembly. NCBI's taxonomy places the organism in Eukaryota, Metazoa, Nematoda, Chromadorea, Rhabditida, Strongylidae.
AUGUGGAGCCAGUCGAAUCGAUUGGUGUACAAAGGAAAUAAAAAGGUGACUGCUGAUCGGCUGACAAGAUUUUGCAAAAUGACGAUCAAUGGCGGAGAUGACAGUAACGAUCCUGAGGCGAAGAGUGAUGAAGAAGAUGAGGUGUGCCCAGCCGUAGCCCACAAAGACAAGUUUGAUCCACGUGCAUAUCUCGAGUCUUUCUACAAAGAACCUUCUGAGGAUACUGCAAUGCAAAUAGUAUUAUUCUUCCUACCAGGCAUCUUGUACAGACUACCUCGCCAAAUAAGGACGGUUCUGGACCUUGGAGCAGGACCUACUGUCUACCUCCCAAUAGCUUUACGGAACCAAGCUCAGGAAAUGUACACAUCAGAUUAUGCUCCAGCUAAUAGGGAAUUUUUGAAGAAGUGGAUAGAAAACGAAUCUGCUUUCGACUGGACAAACGUAUGCCACUGGAUUUCGAAUAUCGAGGCAAGCGAUGACGAGCCUGCUGUGAUGCAGCAAAAAGCGCGAGAGAAGAUGAAUGCUGUACUGGAAGUGAACGUGCACAAAAUGCCAGUAGUUCAGGGAGUACAUUGGCAAAGGAAGGGUACCACGGUCCCAGAGAAAUUUCAACUGGUUUCGACCGUCUUUUGUUUGGAAUAUUCGUGUGAAACGCUGGAAGGCUACAAGGAAGCUGUACAAGGUGCCUGCGGCCUUAUCGAGGACGGAGGAUACUUGAUGCAAGGAGGCGUGAUGGAUUCCACCACAUAUAAUUUUGGAGGCAAAUGCUUCAAAUGUCACAGGUUAAAGCGCAGCCACGUUGAAGAAGCACUGAAGGAAAAUGGCAUGGCUACAAAAGAAGCAGACGGAUACAAGUUUAUCACGCAUGAAGACAUAUUCUUAUUGAUUUCAAGGAAGAUAAAAUAACAUUUACUGAGAUUUUACAAUCGAAAAACAUCACAAACAAAAACAAUUUCAUAGAAGAAAGACCUGUCAACAUGUUCAACCCCGAAAGAAACAACCAGAUCUAGAAGCUAUUUAUCACCUUCUCUCCUUUCG